Messenger RNA from Acomys russatus (golden spiny mouse), 451 nucleotides. RefSeq names its product activated RNA polymerase II transcriptional coactivator p15. The record is from RefSeq and is a predicted model, not a curated record. Gene Ontology annotation, cellular component: nucleus; transcription regulator complex. Gene Ontology annotation, biological process: positive regulation of transcription initiation by RNA polymerase II. The transcript has a single exon. Gene Ontology annotation, molecular function: transcription coactivator activity; DNA binding. NCBI's taxonomy places the organism in Eukaryota, Metazoa, Chordata, Mammalia, Rodentia, Muridae. The coding region runs from base 46 to 429 and encodes 127 amino acids.
AACGAGCGAGCGACCUAGAGGCUGUUGGACAGCAGGAGCGAAGCAAUGCCUAAAUCAAAGAAACUUGUUUCUUCAAGCUCUUCAGGCAGUGAUUCUGACAGCGAAGUUGAAAAAAAGUUAAAGAGGAAAAAGCAAGUUGUUCCAGAAAAACCUGUGAAGAAGCAAAAGCCUGGUGAAACUUCAAGAGCUCUGGCAUCUUCCAAGCAGAGCAGCAGCAGCAGAGAUGACAACAUGUUUCAGAUUGGAAAAAUGAGAUACAUCAGUGUACGGGACUUUAAAGGAAAAAUCCUAAUUGAUAUUAGAGAGUAUUGGAUGGCCUCGGAAGGUGAAAUGAAACCAGGGAGAAAAGGUAUUUCCUUAAACACGGAGCAGUGGAGCCAGCUGAAGGAACAGAUCUCUGACACAGAUGAUGCAGUAAGAAAGCUGUAAAUCUGAGCCAUAUCAAGCCUGU